Scaptodrosophila lebanonensis is the source of this 727-nucleotide messenger RNA. Its product is annotated as probable insulin-like peptide 3. The transcript is spliced from 2 exons. Gene Ontology annotation, molecular function: hormone activity. The record is from RefSeq and is a predicted model, not a curated record. The coding region runs from base 39 to 386 and encodes 115 amino acids. Gene Ontology annotation, cellular component: extracellular region. NCBI's taxonomy places the organism in Eukaryota, Metazoa, Arthropoda, Insecta, Diptera, Drosophilidae.
AGCAAACGAAGGAGCAGCAUCCAGUAACCAUCCCCACCAUGAUGCAGUUGCAGCCGUCGAAAGCACUGAGCAUAUUCUGUGCCCUCGCAUUCCUUGUGCUCUGCGUGGAAUCUAUGCGGCUUUGUGGACGGGAUCUGCCCGAGGCACUCAAUGAAAUUUGCCCCAAUGGUCUCAACCCCAUGUUCAAGCGGUCGCAUGUGGAGGACAAUGAGAUCGAUGACAAUUCUGGCGUCCUGAGCAUAUUGGGUGAUCAAUUGCUAUUGGAACGCAUGCUGGGCGAAAGUGCGGCCCAGCUGAUGAAGACACGACGACGACGUUUUGGUGUCUCCGAUGAGUGUUGUCUCAAGGCCUGCACCUUCCAAGAACUCAAAUCCUACUGCCGUUAAAUCAGUGGAAUUGUUGGUGUUUAGGUCGUGUGUAGUUCGAAUUACAGAACUAUUCAAUGGAACACUAACUGACUCCUCUUCUCAGAUGUGCUCAUACUUAUUAUUAAUUGUUAAAUCUUAGAUAAUGGUUGAUCAAGGCGCGAUCGCUAAACGUGAACUGUAUGUGAAUUUUCAAAUGCAAGAAUUAUUGAAAAAAUGCAAAAAAAAACCCAUGCAAAAAAAAGUGGAAAGAAAUGUAUUAUAAUACUCUAUAUUGUGCAAAUGUUUAUGUGAAAUAAAUUAUAUAAGUUAAUUGCUGCAGAACCUAUACAAAUCGGUACUAGUUAUACAAUAAAAUAAAA